Molecule: messenger RNA, 7189 nt
Organism: Pantherophis guttatus
Lineage: Eukaryota; Metazoa; Chordata; Lepidosauria; Squamata; Colubridae
Source: RefSeq, a predicted model, not a curated record
AAUCAUCCCUGCCCUUCCCUCAGAUGCGCUCCUCUUUCCCGCGCUUUUCAGGGAAUCCUGUAAAUUUACGGAAAAUACACUAGAGGGCGCAUUCUGCCAAGAGAAGGGAACUCCAGGCGCUUCCCCAUUGGGCCACUGGAGGACGAAAGACAGGGCUGCCUUUGUAGAGGAGGCUUGGAAGGAAAUGACGUCACACAACCUUGCCGCUCUAGGAGGCCGCACUUGCUCUCCUUAACCCCUGGCGCUCCGCAGGAGGCGGAGGACCUGCGGGAGAGUCUGGCGGGGGGAGAUCAAGACGUUCCCCUGAUACACAAAGUCGAAACCAUUUGAAAUCCUUGCAAACCAAAAUUUUCUCUGGCUGGGAAAAAAAAGAGCGGAAUCCCUUGGAGGGAUCAGUUGUGGAGCACCAGAAAUGGUCCCGUGAAGGAAAAAGCAUCUGGAGACCCACCAGAGUCCUUGGAGCCAUUUGCAGUUGCUCUGCAGGACAGAGAAAGGAUGGAGACACAACCUUUUGGAAAGGAGGGAAGCGGAAAAGGCCCUUCAGCUGCUCAGCCUGGGAAGGGGGGGAAGCUCUGGAGAAGGACUGGGCAGGAGAUCCUGGAGGAGGAAACCAUCCUCCCUUCAGAAAUUCAGCCUUGGAAGUUCCUCCAAUACUGGGAGGCUGAGGGUCCCCGAGGACUUUGCAGCCGACUCCAUGAUUUUAGUAGGCAAUGGCUGAGACCAGAAAAGCACACCAAAGCUCAGAUGCUGGACCUGGUGGUUCUGGAGCAGCUCCUCUUCCUUCUGCCCCCAGAGAUGGAGGGCUGGGUGCGGGAGUGUGGAGCAGAGACCAGCUCCCAGGCGGUGGCCCUGGCUGAAGGCUUCCUCCUGAACCAGGCAGAGGAGCAGAAGGAGCAGGUCAAGUUGCAGUGCUGCACUGUGGAGAUCAGAGAUCCCGAGGGAAAGAAGAAUCCAUCAAAUCCCCCUCAGGACCUAUUUUUCAGGAGGAUCCCUUGGGAAGAUCAAAAUCAGGACACUUCAGGAGAGAAACAAAGCAUGAAGUUUUCGGGUUUUUACGUUGGAGAUCAGACACUGGUUGAACUUCCAAAUCAAAUUGUUAAUUCCAUUGACCAUGUUCGGGUAACAUCAAAUCCUGCUUCCAACAGUGUAUUUAGUAUCUUCAAUUACCAUCUGCCCCCAUCAUUGGAGAGUCUUGUGUCCUUUGAGGAGGUGGCUGUGUAUUUCUCUGAGGAGGAAUGGUCUCAGCUGGAUCCUGACCAAAAAGCGCUGCAUUCGGAAGUCAUGCUUGAAAACCAUAGGAACGUGGUCUCUCUGGGUAAUAAUGGGCAGGAGAAUCAAGAUUCCUGUGAACUGUUCCAAGUGACCAAUGCUAAAGAUGAAACAGAGAAGUUUGGAUUUCGAAUGGAAUUCGAAAGCCAUGAGAGAAGCCAGUCAAAUAAUUGGAAUCAGGAUAGCUCAUAUUCCACUGAUGCUCCAAUGCAAGACUUUCUUGCCCAACAAGAGAAAAUAAGGAAAAAAUAUAUUGGGAAAAGUGUAAACGAAGACUAUUUAACCCAAAACAAAGGAAAAGAUGCUAUAGGAUACAAUGGACAAAAUUACAAUGGGACAUUCAUUUAUUCUGUUGAAAAUAACUUCUUUACAUCUGAAAAAGUGAUUCACACAAAAAAGGAGCCUUAUGAAUGUUUGGAAUCUGGAAAACAUUUUGGAACAAGCUGGCAACUUACUUCCCAUGAAAUGAUUCACACUGGAGAGAAACUGUGUUCAGAAUCCCCUGUAGCCCAGUCCCUCCAAGCAGCAGGAGAGAAACCCUAUAAAUGCAUGGAGUGUGGAAAGACCUUUGCUCAGCGCAGGUAUCUUGCUUCCCAUAAGAUGAUCCACACAGGGGAGAAACCCUAUAAAUGCAUGGAGUGUGGAAAGACCUUUGCUCAAAGAGGUAAUCUUGCUUACCAUAAGAUGAUCCACUCAGAAGAGAAACCAUUUAAAUGCAUGGAGUGCGGACAGACCUUUGCUCAUAGAAGUAAACUUAAUUCCCAUAAGAUUAUCCACGCAGGGGAGAAGCCAUACAAAUGCAUGGAGUGUGGAAAGACCUUUUCUCGAAGAAGUAAUCUUAUUUCCCAUAAGAUGAUCCACACAGGGGAGACGCCGUAUAAAUGCAUGGAGUGUGGAAAGACCUUUAUUUAUAGCAAUGGACUUAGAUACCACAAAAUGAUCCAUACAGGAGAGAAACCAUAUACAUGCAUGGAGUGCGGAAAGACCUUUGCUCAACGCAGUUAUCUUGCGUCCCAUAAGAUGAUCCACACAGGGGAAAAGCUAUUUAAAUGUAUGGAGUGUGGAAAGACCUUUGCUCGAAGAGAUAAUCUUAUUUCCCAUAAGAUGAUCCACACAGGGGAGAAGCCAUUUAAAUGCAUGGAGUGUGGAAAGACCUUUGCUAAAAGAGGUAAUCUUGCUUACCAUAAGAUGAUCCACUCAGAAGAGAAACCAUUUAAAUGCAUGGAGUGUGGAAAGACCUUUGCUCAUAGAAGUAAACUUAAUUCCCAUAAGAUUAUCCACACAGGGGAGAAGCCAUACAAAUGCAUGGAGUGUGGAAAGACCUUUUCUCGAAGAAUUAAUCUUAUUUCCCAUAAGAUGAUCCACACAGGGGAGACGCCGUAUAAAUGCAUGGAGUGUGGAAAGAUGUUUACUAAGAGUAGUUCUCUUACUUCUCAUAAGAUGAUCCACACAGGGAAGAAACCAUUUAAAUGCAUGGAGUGUGGAAACAGGUUUGCUCAGAGCAGUGGACUGGCUAACCACAGAAAGAUCCACACAGGGGAAAAGCCAUUUAAAUGCAUGCAGUGUGGAAAGACUUUUGCUCAACGCCGCUAUCUUGCUUCCCAUGAAAUGAUCCACACAAGAGAAGCCCUCUUUCUCAAAGUGUUACUGCAGCAGCUGCCUGAAAAAUGCUUGCAACGGCUGCUGGAUACGGAGUGUCUUGUCCCAUGCCUCUGCCUGCUGCCAAUGCCGCCUGCAGCAGUUGAAAGGAAAAAGUGGGACUCCGCAGUGCCGCCCCUUGCACUGCGGAAGGCUGGCUGUGGUGGGGCUGGGAGCAUGCGCACAAGUGGGAAGAGCCACCUCAAGCGGCCGGGCCUCAUCAUGAGGAUUUGGACCCUUUUGAAGCCUCCACAGACGGUUCCUGGACAGGCAGGAGAGGAAAUGGCGGAAUUGCUGACUCUGGAGACCAAAAAGCUUUUCUUGGGCAGGGAGGCAUUGAGAGGGGCCUUUUCUCCUACUCCCAUGCCCAUCAUCCCUGCCCUUCCCUCAGAUGCGCUCCUCUUUCCCGCGCUUUUCAGGGAAUCCUAUCCUUGCAAACUAAAAUUUUCUCUUGGGGGAAGAAAAAAGAGCGGAAUCCCUUGGAGGGCUCAGUUGUGGAGCACCAGAAAUGGUCCCGUGAAGGAAAAGGCAUCUGGAGACCCACCAGAGUCCUUGGAGCCAUUUGCAGUUGCUCUGCAGGACAGAGAAAGGAUGGAGACACAACCUUUUGGAAAGGAGGGAAGCGGAAAAGGCCCUUCAGCUGCUCAGCCUGGGAAGCGGGGGAAGCUCUGGACAAGGACUGGGCAGAAGAUCCUGGAGGAGGAAACCAUCCUCCCUUCACAAGUUCAGCCCUGGAACUUCAUCCAAUACUGUGAGGCUGAGGGUCCCCGAGGACUUUGCAGCCGACUCCAUGAUUUUAGUAGGCGAUGGCUGAGACCAGAAAAACACACCAAAGCCCAGAUGUUGGACCUGGUGGUUCUGGAGCAGCUCCUGUUCCUUCUGCCCCCAGAGAUGGAGGGCUGGGUGCGGGAGUGUGGAGCAGAGACCAGCUCCCAAGCGGUGGCCCUGGCUGAAGGCUUCCUCUUGAGCCAGGUGGAGGAGCAGAAGGAGCAGGUCGAGUUGCAGAAGCGCUGUACUGUGGAGAUCAGAGAUCCUGAGGGAAAGAAGAAUUCAUCAAAUCCCCCUCAGGACCUAUUUUUCAGGAGGAUCCCUUCGGAAGAUCAAAAUCAGGACACUUCAGGAGAGAAACAAAGCAUGAAGUUUUCGGGUUUUUACGAUGGAGCUCAGACACUAGUUGAACUUCCAAAUCAAGAGAGUCUUGUGUCCUUCGAGGAGGUGGCUGUGUAUUUCUCUGAGGAGGAAUGGUCUCAGCUGGAUCCUGACCAAAAAGCCCUGCAUUCGGAAGUCAUGCUUGAAAACCAUAGGAACGUGGUCUCUCUGGGUAAUAAUGGGCAGGAGAAUCAAGAUUCCUGUGAACUGUUCCAAGUGACCAAUGCUAAAGAUGAAACAGAGAAGUUUGGAUUUCGAAUGGAAUUCGAAAGCCAUGAGAGAAGCCAGUCAAAUAAUUGGAAUCAGGAUAGCUCAUAUUCCACUGAUGCUCCAAUGCAAGACUUUCUUGCCCAACAAGAGAAAAAAUAUAUUGGGAAAAGUGUAAAUGAAGACUAUUUAACCCAAAACAAAGGAAAAGAUGCUUUAAGAUACCAUGGACAAAAUUACAAUGGGAUAUUCAUUGAUUCUUUUGGAAAUAACUUCUUUACAUCUGAAAAAGUGAUUCACACAAAAAAGGAGCCUUAUGAAUGUUUGGAAUCUGGAAAACAUUUUGGAAUAAGCUGGCAACUUACUUUCCAUGAAAGGAUUCACACCGGGGAGAAACUGUGUUCAGAAUCCCCUUUAGCCCAGGCAGCCCAAUCCCUCCAAGCAGCAGGAGAGAAACCCUAUAAAUGCAUGGAAUGUGGAAAGACCUUUGCUCAGCGCAGGUAUCUUGCUUCCCAUAAGAGAAUCCACACAGGGGAAAAGCCAUUUAAAUGCAUGGAGUGUGGAAAGACCUUUGCUCAAAGACGUAAUCUUAUUUCCCAUAAGAUGAUCCACACAGGGAAGAAACCAUAUAAAUGCAUGGAGUGUGGAAAGACCUUUACUCAAAGAGGUCAUCUUAUUUCCCAUAAGAUGAUCCACACAGGGGAGAAGCCAUUUAAAUGCAUGGAGUGUGGAAAGACCUUUACUCAAAGAGGUCAUCUUAUUUCUCAUAAGAUGAUCCACACAGGGAAGAAACCAUAUAAAUGCAUGGAGUGUGGAAAGACCUUUGCUCAUAGAAGUAAACUUAAUUCCCAUAAGAUGAUCCACACAGUGGAGAAGCCAUACAAAUGCAUGGAGUGUGGAAAGACCUUUGCUCAAAGAGUUCAUCUUAUUUCCCAUAAGAUGAUCCACACAGGGGAAAAGCCAUUUAAAUGCAUGGAGUGUGGAAAGACCUUUGCUCAACGCAGUUAUCUUGCUUCCCAUAAAAAGAUCCACUUGGAAGAGAAACCAUUUAAAUGCAUGGAGUGUGGAAAGAUGUAUACUAAGCGCAGUGCUCUUACUUCUCAUAAGAUUAUCCACACGGGGGAGAAACCAUACAAAUGCAUGGAGUGUGGAAAGACCUUUGCUCAACGCAGUUAUCUUGCUUCCCAUAAAAAUAUCCACUUAGAAGAGAAACCAUUUAAAUGCAUGGAGUGUGGAAAGACAUUUACUGAUAGUAGGGCUCUUACUUCUCAUAAAAUGAUCCACACGGGGGAGAAACCAUACAAAUGCAUGGAGUGUGGAAAGACCUUUGCUCAACGCAGUUAUCUUGCUUCCCAUAAAAAUAUCCACUUAGAAGAGAAACCAUUUAAAUGUAUGGAGUGUGGAAAGACAUUUACUGAUAGUAGGGCUCUUACUUCUCAUAAGAUGAUCCACACGGGGGAGAAACCAUACAAAUGCAUGGAGUGUGGAAAGACCUUUGCUCAACGCAGUUAUCUUGCUUCCCAUAAAAAUAUCCACUUAGAAGAGAAACCAUUUAAAUGCAUGGAGUGUGGAAAGACGUUUACUGAUAGUAGGGCUCUUACUUCUCAUAAGAUAAUCCACACAGGGGAGAAGCCGUAUAAAUGCAUGGACUGUGGAAAGACCUUUGGUCAACGCAGUUAUCUUACUUCCCAUAAGAUGAUCCACUCAGAAGAGAAACCAUUUAAAUGCAUGGAGUGUGGAAAGACCUUUGCUCAUAGAAGUAAACUUAAUUCCCAUAAGAUUAUCCACACAGGAGAGAAGCCAUACAAAUGCAUGGAAUGUGGAAAGACCUUUCCUCGAAGAGGUAAUCUUAUUUCCCAUAAGAUGAUCCACACAGGGGAGAAGCCAUUUAAAUGCCUGGAGUGUGGAAACACGUUUGCUCAGAGCAGUGGACUGACUAACCACAGAAAGAUCCACACCGGGGAAAAGCCAUUUAAAUGCAUGCAGUGUGGAAAGAGUUUUGCUCAACGCCGCUAUCUUGCCUCCCAUGAAAUGAUCCACACGAGAAGCUGUAUAAAUGCAUGGAGUGUGGAAAGAUGGAAGCCAUAGACCUGAGCGAGUCUGUGGAGUGGAAAUACCAGAGCGUGCUCCGCAGCCAGAUCUUGGAGCGGCUGCCUGAGAAAUUCAACAAGCUGAACUUGGGCAGCCUGGGGCAUUCACACCAGAUCGGGAGCGGCUGCACGUCCCAUAAGGAGCCAACUUUGACAAUAUUCCAAGUGCGGUCUUACAAGGCAUUGUAAAGCUGUACUAACACUUUAUGUGGGAGUGUGGGAGCACCCGCCCUCUGGAACGAGCUACCUCCCGUAAUACGACUGAUUCCAGAUCUCCGUAUUUUCCGUAAGACCCUGAAGACGUUUUUAUUUCAGCAAGCCGGCCUGGCCUGAAUAGGUUUUAUGGGUUAGUUUUUAAUGGAAUAGCUUGGGGUUGUAAAUUGGGAGGCCGAUUAAUUUAAUUUAUUUUUAGUUAUCUUAACUUUUAUAUUGUAUGUUAUCUUAGUUUUCAGCUGUUCACCGCCCUGAGUCCCUUCGGGGAGAAGGGCGGUAUAUAAAUUCAAUCAAUCAAUCAAUCAAUCAAUCAAUCAAUCAAUCAAUAAAUAAAUAAAUAAAUAAAUAAAUAAUAAAUAAUAAAUAAAUAAUAAAUAAUAAAUAAAUAAUAAAUAAUAAAUAAAUAAAUAAAUAAAUAAAUAAAUGUGGUCUUGAUUCUAUCCCUCUUAAUGCAGCCUAUGAUUGAGUUGGGUUUUUUGGCAACUGCUGACUUGUGUUUAAUGAUUGUCCACUAGGACUCCAAGAUCCCCGUUGCACUUUCUACUGUUGAGCCAGAUAUCACCUAUUCUAUGCCUAUGUAUUUAGUUUUUCUUUCCUAAAUAAAGAACCUUACAUUUCUCAAA